AUGGUUUCCACCAUGUUUUCUGAUGUUGACCUGCCUUCUGCUAAAACAAUUGUGUCCACCGCAGCUUCGGUUGCUGCUUCUGUUAUGGUGGUUCGGUCAAUCACCAGAGACUUAAUCCCAUACGAGCUUCAACAAUACAUCAACUUAAGCCUUUACAGUUUCUUCAGAUCAUUCUCCCCCGAAACUAUCCUAAUCAUUGAAGAAUUUGCCGGCCUUGGAGCCAACCAAAUUUACAGGGCUGCAGAGAUUUACAUCGGCGAAAAGAUUUCGCCUUUCACCGCCAGGUUUAUGGUCAGCAUGGCGGAAAAGGAAAGCAAAGUCUCAACUUCAAUGGCUAAAAACCAAGAAAUUGUGGAUAAAUUCAAAGGGGUGCAGUUCAAAUGGAAGCAAAUUACCCGACAGUCGGAAUCCAGGAGUAGUGUCAGAUAUCCAGGCCAGAGUUCUUCCAACCAAUCAGAAACUAAGUAUUUUGAGCUUCGUUUCCACAAGAAACACAAGAAGAUGGUGUUUGAGUCCUAUAUUCCGUUCAUUCUGAAGGAAUCUAAAGGGGUGAAAGACGAGAAAAAGACUAUCAAGAUCCACACUUUGAGCAGCGAUCAUAUGCGCAGAUAUUCAGGGGAUUAUACUUGGCAUUCCAUCAAGCUUGAACAUCCAGCAACUUUUCAAACACUGGCAAUGGAUACAGAGUUGAAGAAGCUGAUAAUGGAUGAUCUUGACAGGUUUGUGAGAAGGAGGGAGUUUUACAGGGAAGUUGGGAAGGCUUGGAAACGUGGGUAUCUUUUGUAUGGUCCUCCGGGAACAGGGAAAUCAAGCUUGAUUGCAGCCAUGGCUAAUUACCUUAAUUUCGACAUUUAUGACUUGGAGUUGACUGAUAUUCAUGCCAAUUCUGACCUGAGAAGAUUGAUGAUCAAUACCGCAAACCGAUCAAUCCUCGUUGUGGAGGAUAUAGAUUGCACUCUGGAGCUGGAAGACAGAAAAGCAGAACAAGAAGCUCUCAAGAUCCUGCGUUCUAAUCAAGCCAGCCAAGCUCAAACUAUCAACAUUGUCCGGAAAAAUAAGCCUAAUCAAAUUACAUUGUCAGGAUUGCUUAAUUUCAUUGAUGGGUUGUGGUCUAGUUGUGGAGAUGAGAGGAUUAUUGUGGUAACAACAAACCAUAAGGAGCAUUUGGACCCUGCCCUGCUUCGUCCCGGGCGAAUGGAUAUGCAUAUUCACAUGUCAUAUUGUACUCCUUGUGCAUUCAGGACUCUUGCUUCAAAUUAUCUCAAGAUUAGCCAACACCAUUGUUUUGAAGAGAUCAGCCAGUUGCUGAAGGAGGUCGACGUGACGCCGGCCGAAGUUGCGGAACAAUUGAUGAGGAUCGAGGGUGUUGAUGAUGCCCUGGCGGAUCUCAUUGGAUUUCUCCACGAGAAGAAGAGGGAAGAUGAAGAAAUGAAGGCCAAGAAGUUGCAGGAAUUGCAAGAUGGAGAAGGAACAAGUGACGGUCAAGACCAAGAAAAUUAG
This is a messenger RNA of Oldenlandia corymbosa var. corymbosa, 1500 nucleotides long. The record is from the annotation of a GenBank genome assembly. NCBI's taxonomy places the organism in Eukaryota, Viridiplantae, Streptophyta, Magnoliopsida, Gentianales, Rubiaceae.